Amoebophrya sp. A25 is the source of this 3453-nucleotide messenger RNA. The record is from the annotation of a GenBank genome assembly. Lineage: Eukaryota; Dinophyceae; Syndiniales; Amoebophryaceae.
AUGUCAUCAUCCUCGUCAUCAUCUACUGCUUGUCCGGAUUCGGAUGGAGUGGUGGGUGUCGAAAGCGGAGGCAAGGCAUUGCCUGAGGGUGAACAAGACCCAAUGUAUGAAGGUGAAGAAGAAACAAGCCUCCUUGACAAGGAAAGGGGUGGAACAAUAGACAUAGUUGAAGACCACGAUGAUCAUUUUUUUGUUCUGGCGAAGCAUGAAGAUGAAGUCGGUGUUUGCGAGAAACAACCUCUCGAAGUUGAGGACGUCGAAAAUGAUGUUGACAUGCCGAACGCACUAUUUACUCCAGAGCCUGCGCAAACUCCAGAGCAUGUGCCCUCCAGUGAUGAGACAAUAACUCCCAGUCGUGCUCGUGCUCCACCAGUCGUGCCACAGCAAGCACCCAAAGUCAAUUACGCCGAACUCUACGCUUUAGAUUUUCCGGGUUUGAUCGAAACAUGGGAUCAGCAAAUGACGCUCGAGCCACCUCCAUACCAAUUCAUAUGGCGCAAUCACGUUGAACGAGGCUUGUAUAUUGGGGAUCGGAAGGCUGCAAGAUUGGGCUCGGAUUUGGUGUCUUGUGGCCAUGGACAGCCGAGCUCGCAGAGUCUUAGCGGUGACGGAGGUUCGACAACUGCAUCUUCAAGUCCGAAAACGUCUCCUCAGAUGGGUUCGCAACGUCCUUUUGAGCCUCCUUGCUUAGAAGGCAUCGAUUUGCCCGAUUGGGUCGAUAUGGCUUCUGUGGUGCGAGGUCAGAAGCUGUGGAACAAACACAUGAUGCGAGCCGCGAUGUCGCUGGGGAUGUCUUUGCUCAUAGGUUUUAGUGUCGCUCGGUUUUCCGAGAUUCUAGAAUUCUCCGGUUACAGUUCGAGUCCAGAAGCAGCUGUGUUGAGGUAUCGGCAGACGUUUUUCAGAUGGUUGGACUGGUUUCGAUUUCAGGACUUGGAGAAUCCGGAAUCGAAUGGAAGGAAAGCAGCAUUUGCGGUUAGAAGGAUCCAUGAAUUCGUGAGACGGAAAGUGACGGAAGCUCAGAAACAAUAUGCGAGUGAUCAAAUAGCGGAGAACUGCUACAAGAACUUUGAGGAAACGACUACAGCUUCUAGAAUUGGAGGAAAUCUGCAUGGAGGAGGUGUUCGUGACAACAACAUUGAUGGGAUUCCAUACGGCGCAAGACCAGACCCAAGGUCCGUAAACACUAGGGGCGCUCAAUCCAAUGCAGCAGCAGCUGGACCAGGAUCAACUUCAGACCGCACGCCAGCGAGGCGAGGGAGCGCUUCCUCCUAUUGUAAACGACAACAAGGUGGGAUAAGUAUGGGCGGCCGUGUCACAGCUCAAGCGCGCGGACGAGUGUCCACGUCUGAAAGAUAUUCGUACUACAACAGUAGGGCAGGACCAAAUGGAACCAAUCCAGGAGCAUCGGACCAAGGAAGGAGUGCGACGGGGAUGAUACGUGGAGGUACACUUGGUCCCUCUUCAACGGGAACAGCAAGUAGAGGCGGAGACAGAAAUCACAUGAAUCCUUACUUUGGGUCUUUGAGUGGUGAUGGCUCAGGAUCCUCGCCACAUGCUUAUGGUAAUGCGCAGGACCGGCCUUUUGGUAAAAAUGGGAAUGCGCCUCCAACUGCGACCUCUUCAUCAUCAAGUAAUGGUAAUCGAAAUAGAACUCCUUCAACGUCGCCAUGGUCCCCUGGAACGGCUGCAGGAACAAACACAAAUGAGAUCAACAAGCAAAGAGUUAGCGCAACAGGUAUUUCACCCUCAUCAUCUACUACAAUUGCAGACUCGCCGAGAAUUCCAAGUUCUCUAAGCACGUCGUCUAGCUCAAGCGGAGGCGAGCAGUCACCUCUACCUUUAGGAUCUCCAAAAAAUGACCCUACUACUACAACAACAACGUGUCCUAUGUCUGGAAAAAAGGCCGGAGACGGUCAGUGUCCAGCAUCUAGUUCGUCUUGUCGAACCAAAACAAGUCGCGCAGCAUCUUUACGUCAUCCGAUCGGACGGUUAUGGGAUGCUACUGCCGGAGUACCACUGAGUCAAUACGAUUUGGCGGAGGUACAAUUGGUCUUUUCGGGUCUCUGCUUGAGUAUUUUUGACAAUGAGAUGAACUUUAACCCCUUGGAAGACAUCGAAGUCACUGUGGGCACUCGAAAGAAGAAGAAACGUGGUAAGCCUUCGCUGCUUACUCCGCAGGAGAAGCAGGACAUGGUUCAUUGUUGGAGAUUUUUGGGCUUUCUGCUUGGCAUAGAGGAUGAAUUCAACGUCUGCGAAAGCGUGGAGAAAAUGGAGCUAUACGUAGAAGAAUUCCUGAUAUUCAUGCCACAGAGACUGCGGACAGCCAGAGUGAGCGCAUUUCAUUUGAGAGAUGCAGCAAUCACUGGUUUCGGGCAAUGGGCGGGACUAGGGAGUGGCUUCUACGAGGCCUUGUUUCUGACGGCGUGUAGAAGUUCCAGGUUGACAGGAGGAGGAAACCUGUAUUCAGGAGCAGGACUUGCCUGUCGUCGGAUGAAGAUGGACGAACAGCCGCGAAACUUGGAAGACUGGAGUUCCUCUAGCAAGGACGAAGACUCGACAGGAGAAAAAAGCACAGCUGGAGCCGUUCUCAAGUUUUUCGCUGGGUUUGGAAAACUACUGCUGGAAAGUAGAAUGUUCUCCGAGAGAACGCAACAGCAAACCUGCGAGUUAACGCGUGACCGUAGUGGCUUCUAUUUCGACGAUCCUUUGCUGGAGCAAAGAUGCGGACACCGCUACCGUGAUUUCACAGAACUGGAUUGCAAAGCAACAAAUAAUGUGGCGCUGAAUCCAGCGAGGAAGAGCAGUAGUCUCGGAUUACUCACCUCGCUCCAAGCCCAAUAUACCGCGUACUCCCGAGGUUUGCAACUAGCAGCAGCAAGGUGUUAUUUGAACGCCAUGUGCUCUCUUGAAAUCGACAUAGAUUUGAUAUCGGAGAAACGCGAUCUUGUGUAUUCAGAUCCAGAAGGUGCUAAUGCUUUGCUUCGUCGUAACAGAAGGGUUGCGAUGAUAGUAGACGCGAUGAUUUGGUCAAAACUGCCUUUGUGGGCAGUUGGCUUGCCAACUUUGAUGGCAGCGGGAGUGGCGCAAGCUGGAAAGAGCGCAGUGGGGAAAGUGAAAGACAUGAGAAGAUGCAACGAACAAAAUGGCGCAGGUGCAGGUGGCAUGGUCUCCUGCUCAAGAAGUACCACAAUAUCAUGGGUCGCAGUGGGUGCAUUAGGUGCCUCGACUCUAGCCGGCCUCCUGAUGCUGUAUGUUUCCAGGAAGACCGAUAAGAAAACAUUCCCUGCGCUGCCGACGGAUGAAGAGAAAGAUAAGAAGAACUUCCAGACAACUGAUGAAAAAGACCGUGGAGCCGGUAAGCGGGGCAGCCUCCCAUGUUGGAUGUAAAAUGUUAAAAUUUGAACUCAAUAGAGCAUGCUAAAAGAUUGAUUUUCCUUUUGACGUAACUAUGAU